Molecule: messenger RNA, 1491 nt
Organism: Camellia sinensis
Lineage: Eukaryota; Viridiplantae; Streptophyta; Magnoliopsida; Ericales; Theaceae
Product: putative F-box protein At1g49610
Molecular function (GO): protein binding
Source: RefSeq, a predicted model, not a curated record
AUGGAGGCAACAUAUGUAGUAAAAAAUUCAAAGAGUUCAAAGAAGAAGAAGAAGGCCCAAACGGUUGAGGAGACUCGCGAUCGCGAUUGUCUUACUGAAUUGCCAGAACCUUUACUUCACAACAUUCUUUCAUACUUAACCAUGAAGGAUGUGAUCAAAACCAGUGUUUUGUCAAAGAGGUGGAGAUAUAUAUGGUUAUCUAUCACUUGUUUAAAAUUUUUGCCAAUGAAAAAGCAAAAAUACAAAGAAGUAGGUUUCAUCAAUCGAACUUUGCUUCUUCACAAGGGUCCCAAGAUUCAGAAGUUCAGCAUCACUUUUGUCUACAACCCUGCACAUGCGCACCAAGUUGAUUCAUGGAUCCACUUUGCCAUAGCACGCAAUGUAAAUGAACUCUAUCUUGAUUUCCCCUGUAAAAGGAGCUGUCUGUUUCGAUAUGGCUACAAGUUGCCUCACUUUAUAUUCAGCUGUAGAUCACUGACGGUCUUGGCACUGAAACAUUGUGUUAUAAGGAUCCCAGUCAACUUCAUCCCCAGUUCCCUUAAAAUCCUUUCACUUGAGCAUGUCUUCUUCAUUGGUGGGGAUAUUAGUGAUUUGAUAUCUUCGAGUCCAAUUCUUGAAUAUUUGUCUCUGACAAAUUGUUUAAGCAGUAGUGACCUCUAUCUCUCUAUCUUUAAAGUCGGUAUGAAGACCUUAAAGAUAUAUGAAAGUCAUUAUUACAGUCAGAGUUCUAAGUUAGAUGUUUAUGCUCCGUUUAUUGUUUCCUUUGAACUUGUUACGAACAUGUCUGGGAAAAACUAUGUCAUGAAGAAAAUGCAAUCUCUUGAAAGUGCAAGCUUUGAUUGCAUUGGAACGCCUGGUUUGCAAUUCAAUGCAGAGGAUAAGAGGCAAAGCAUUGUUCAGAUUCUUGAUGAAGUCCAUCAUGUUAAAGAGCUUAGAUUAUGUAGCUGCUACAUUCUGGCUCUGUCUAGUGGUGAAGGUCAAGAUUUUAUUACCUUUGCUGUCACAUGUCUAAGGAUAAAGACAGGGUUGACAAAAUGGGAGUUACCAGGAAUUGAUUACAUGCUGAAACAUUCACCAAAUAUUGAGACUCUGAUCAUUAGUAUUGACAAGAAUGAAGGAGAAAAGCCAAAUGACAAGUCAAAUUAUAAAUUUAAUUUUGGAGAUGGAGAAUUCUGGAAACUGCAGGAGCCAAAUUUUCUCAAUCUGUUGGGGAAUCUGAAGACAGUUAAACUGUACAACUUCAUGAGUGAUCUGGAUGUACACACGAGUACUAAAACUGAAGAAUUGCUUGAGAAGCUACAAAAUGAGAUGAAUUUUCUGAGAUUCUUGCUGAAGAACUCAAAGGUGUUGGAGAAAUUGAUCAUUACAACCUGUAAGGGUGUCGACUUUGGCAAGUCAGAAAGUAAGAAGCUAAAGCUGAUGUUCCUGCUUACUCAGGAGUUGCUAUCAUUCCCUAGAGCCUCUCGAGAUGCUCAAAUAUCUUUCAGCUGA